Molecule: messenger RNA, 1869 nt
Organism: Schizosaccharomyces japonicus yFS275
Lineage: Eukaryota; Fungi; Ascomycota; Schizosaccharomycetes; Schizosaccharomycetales; Schizosaccharomycetaceae
Product: meiotic chromosome segregation protein
Exons: 1
Coding region: 1-1869 (622 amino acids)
Source: RefSeq, a predicted model, not a curated record
AUGUCUGACAAUAGUCAAAAUUUGCAUGAUGUAUUGCAAUUUGAGGUGCUGUGGACGGCCCAUAAACGGAAAAAGAAUAAGCAAUGGCAGGAUGGGACUAUGAAAUUCCAUUCAUUCAAUCAACGCGUCGUACUAUACGACUCCGAAUAUCGGGUCAUCGCUACUUCCUUUCUCCCCAUGCGGUCUACUCUUUCGGUUGGUGAAGAAUUGGAAUUGGAUCGGUUUUUGGUAACAUUGGAGGCCUUACAGAACACCACUCAAACGGAUGUAACCCCUGUGCUUCGGCCAAGUAGUAUACAGAAGACGACGAACGUGCCUCGUUUGUCUGCUCCACCUCGACUGCAAAAGCGAAGUAGAACGGUUGUCUAUCCCGAUAGUAAAAAUGUUACGCCGUUCACAUCUCAGCACCCGGGGUUCGUGAAAGCAACUGCUGUCACUAAAACCCCAACUGAACCUUCAACCAGUUCCUCAUCAAACGGGAUCCAAUCCCAUCGACCUGCUGAAAACAAUAACCAUCCGUUCAUAUCUCCUCCCUCCUCCAGUCCGUCCUCUAGCAUUGGAAGCAUUUCAGGCUUACCGUCUAUUGCUCCUUCCUCAAAAACUCCAAAAAAACAUAAGCUGGCAGCAUGUAUACCAGUACUGCGAAGACCUAGAAAUGUAUCUAGUAACCCCUCCAGCAGUGCGACAACUACUCGAACGCCGACUCCUGUCUCAUCGCCUGCCCCCAAGGAUGUUGCUGCCGUACCGACAAAUAAAAGAAUCCGCCGUCCGCCGCAGAUUCCGACUCUUCGACGGCCUGCCGACAGGCGGGUAACAUGCAUGGAUGGAACGGUGCAUGCACCGUCGAUGAAUCUUUUCACAAAAACACUCGAAGCUAGAGCACAACUAGCUUCGAAAACGUUGCCAGAACCGGAAGCUCCAGAUAUUCCGUCUUCACCAGAGUUUCUUGACCCGAGUACUAUUGACGAAGAUGAUCAAGAGGGGAUAGAGCCCUUUCCAUCACCGUCCAUUCUUGCUCCUCCUCCUCUCCCCUUUCCAUUAGCGAAAUCGACCCCAUCACUUCCUCAGAAAUCAAGUUCUUCUUUCACAAACCCACGUCCCUUACGACCGACUCCGUUACAGAGCAAAGAGCAAAAUGCUCAAGCAGAGACAUCUUCACCAAACAUGCCAGUAAGCAAGUUACUUUCCGCGUUUAGCCCUUCUGCUCAAACAACAAAUUCCUCCGUCCCCGAACCAAAUAGUCCUUUAUCGAUUGCCACGGGUUACAAACGAUAUCGGAACCUGCAACGCCUUCCGAAUUUGGCUUCAAAGCCCUUUCACCCUCCUCGACCAACCGUUCAGCACCUCGAGUCUAUUGCCCCUUCACGUCCUACGAGUAAGACGCGGAGACCAGGUGUGCAGUUACGGACGGGAAAACUUGUUUGUAAGCACGUUGUCCUCUCGCCUCAACCAAAAACGAAAUCCAUCCUUGAUACCUUUUCCAAUCCGUUAUCUCAUAUCCGGAAGCGAUUUCAGGAUACCACCCCUAUUAUUGCUGAUUCGCCUCCAUCAUCCAUUCCUGAGUUACCUCCUCUUCCCAAAAUAAGUACCGGUACAACUAAUACUGUGAACGAGAAACCGUUAAGUACGGUUGUUAACACACGUCUCACUUCACGGAACCCACUUCGUCGAAGUAAAACGUCUUUACCUACCAGUCAUUAUUCCCUACACUCUCCACCGAUUUCCCAUCCCUACGAUCUUCCUUUCGUAAACACGCUAUCGCUUGCUAGCACAACGCGAAAAAUUCAGUUUAUAAAGACUAAAUUAAAGCGUCUCAGCAGCACUGGUGGCCUCAUUAAUGCUGAUAAUGAUGAUGAUUUUGUUUCAUAG